This is a messenger RNA of Neoarthrinium moseri, 7662 nucleotides long. RefSeq lists its product as uncharacterized. NCBI's taxonomy places the organism in Eukaryota, Fungi, Ascomycota, Sordariomycetes, Amphisphaeriales, Apiosporaceae. The record is from RefSeq and is a predicted model, not a curated record. The transcript has 13 exons. Gene Ontology annotation, biological process: regulation of GTPase activity. Bases 1 to 7662 code for a protein of 2553 amino acids.
AUGAACGGCGACCCGGGCCUCGUGGGCUGCCUGGUCGAGAGACUCACUACUAGGCUCCCACAUCGCACCGGCACUCAAGCCCUAGACUUCCAACAAGACGAUAUAGCCGUCAUCACCCGCGACUCCCUGCUGAACAUCAGCACUUCCUCGAUAGCAGUCGUUCUCGAUUCCCUUAUUACAUUACUAGAGGAGCUGGUCCGCCCGUACACGAGCUUAGCGGCGCAACCCCAGCACGUCGUCUCCUCGGAGAUCUAUGUAUUUGCCUUGACGGCCGACUGCUGCGCUGCGCACUGGAAGUCUGUACGGGACAAGGCUGCCAAUGGACGCCGCGGUAGUGCUGCACGAAAUGGAGGUUCCUACCCGAAGCAGAUCCUCCCGGAACCACUGGACGAUGUGUUGGUAGGGAGGACCGUGGAACUUUACAAGAUUUUGCUCGAUCCUAUACCGGAAGGGAUGAUUCUGUCCUCAAAUACCUUACUGGAUGACUCUGCAGGGCGCGAAGUUAUGGGGUCGGGGGAGCCAUCUUCCAGGGUCUCCUCCUCGAACGGAUCGGAUGACUUCCCCGAGAUCAGCCAGACCAACAAAGAGCGAGCUUCGCAACUCGAGCCACAUAUCAAGACCAUCUUAGAGUACACAAGUGCAAGCAACUGGAAUGCAACGUUCGAAUACCUCAGGAGUACCGUUUUUGGAAUUCGCACCGCUGCUACUGUUCAAACUGGCAUACCGCAACCCACAACCUUGGGUGAGGAGGAAAGGGUCUCUUUGACCCUGUUACGCCUCCUGUCCUACACAUGGGUCGACGCACAGAGGCUGGGUCUUAUCCUUCAGGAACUGUGUUCGAGUUUUCUCCACUUCAAGAAAUCGUUCCAAAACACGGUAGCAACUGUGCUACCCUUCAUGAUCACGAGAUGGAUCGACCGGUACCCAGACGACUUCAUCAAGUUACACAAUCAGCGUAGGAGACUCGAUGGUGGUGCUGAUACGCUCUUCGACAUGUCGCAGACCAUUGUGGACAACACCCGGAGAAGAGCCAUCAUGUCUCCCAUGCAGAUGGCUCUCCUGUUCCUGCUGCCUGAUGUCUUUGAAGUCGCCAGUGGCCUGAGAGAUGCCAAGAGCGGUGGUAUGAACAAGAAGAUGCAGUUUCUGGAUGGACUACGCAAGGGCCUGAAGAAUAAGAGCGAAUCUGCAGCGUAUUGUCUAGUCAUGCUCCUCCGUGUUGUCAGGUAUCUCGACCUAGACAGCGAUGCAGCAAUUGUCAGUUACGUCAUGGACAUCCAGGACGAAAUCCGCGAUGCCGCUUUCCGUCGCGCCUCAAAUUCAGAAGGGGCUCCCUUUGAUCAGGACCUAACGACGGCUGCGUUUAUCAGUCUUACCCACUUGAACUUUGACAGCAGCGUCGAGUCUCUUCCCCAGACAUGCUUACACCCUUCAGCACCAGUUACUUUCAAGACCGCUAUGAUACAAGCAUGCUCUUAUUUCGCACGACAGGCGAAUCACCUGGACUAUCGCCCGCUGCUCAUUGAAACCGCCGGCUUCAUUCAAAGUCACCUUAAGGCUGUGACUGCGGUACAAUCAGACAUGAUAAUCGGGAAUGCGACAUCUCAGCGCAAAGCAUCCGAGUCGAAUGCGGCAAACCUUGUCAUGACGUGCAACAUUCUCCGGUUUCUCGCGUCCGCUCCAGAGACUCUACUGGAGAAUGGGCCAGCAGAAGGCUCUGACACCAUGCUCGAAGAUGUGUUCCAGGGCUUGAUCGCUUGCUUGGUGUCUGCGGACGAUCAAGUCAGGAGCCUGGCAGGAGUGGUUGCCAAGCAACUAUUCCCUCAAGAGGGGGUCAUGACUGCUUUGCGCAAUACAAAACGUUACGACCAAGAGACACUAUGUCUGAAUUUCUGGAAAAUGACCUCGGCCAUCCUCACGGGCAUGUGUCAGGAACAUGCACAAAACCGAAACGAGACAACCCUUAAGUCCAUACAGAGCUACCUGGAGUCGAGACUUCUGCUAUUGAAGUCUAUUGACGGAUUAACGGAGACCCCGCACGAGAUUCCUGAGAGGAUGGCUACGGCGACCAAGCUCGAGACUAUGUUCUUGGUAUCCUUAUGUUCCCCGGAUAUUGAGACUUGCCAGCUGGUCACAUCAUGUAUUGCCUUGUUCAAGGAGGAAUGCGCCCUCAUUGACGCACGCGAUACGACGAAGGGUGCCUCGCCUUUGCUGCGGAACAGCGACGUCUUUGGCGAGAUUGGAUCCCGCGCAUUCCGAUUCACCGGUGUCGUAGCGUUUCAAAAGCGCGUUCGCAACCUGCUGAGACGAAUGCAGUAUCCCAGUGCCGGUAUACUUGACGCAUGGGAGUUUGCGUUUGAUAGGUGGCUGCACCUGUCAAAGGAUGUGUCGACAACUCCAGUCGACAACGUGGACGAUAGAACGUUGUCGGAGUGGCGCAACUAUUCUGGAUUCCUCGCAUCCUUGGGCGGUAUCUGCACCGCUGACCAGGCUUACGUUCUCGACGAGCCUGCCAUAAGCGGCCUGAGAUGGAUCGAUAGGUUGUCAUCGGAAAACUUCGAGGAACCCCUUCUCAAUCGCUAUCUUCGACUCAGCGUACAGCUGCUGGCUUGUGGGAACGUGCGGGUGAGAGAAACAAUACGGGAUGUCCUUUCCACUGAGAUCUCACCCAACCUGUAUCAGCCCUUGUUCAAAGCGCUGGAGACCGAGCUUGAGGUACUGUUCACUGGUGCACUGGAGACGUCCGGGAAGAACUCGGACGGUGAAAUCGUCUUUGCUGAGCAAGCGGCUUCGCUAUUGAAAGUUCUGGUUGAACGCCUUCAGACGCCUUCCGAUCUAGGAGCAGCGUCUUCGGUCCACCUUGGUGCUCUAGCUCUGAACUUCGCCAAGUUCCUGGAGUCUGCUGUAGACAACACCAACUGUUUGCGGGUCAGGAUCAAGGUUUGUCAGCUGUGCGAGGUUGUCACCAGGAAGAAAGAGCACUUGAACCUGCGAGACGAUGUGCGAAUCCGAAAUCAACUGCUUGAGUUUAUCUUCGGCUGGAUUGCUCGUCCUCGUUCGCCGCGCGGUGAUGGCACCUACGGACCAGGUCGUCAAGAUGAAGUCAUCCGUGUCCAGAAGGACCUUGAUAAGGCCUGCCUCCGCUCGCUUGCAGAGUUGACUUUCCGGUUGCCUCUGCAGCCUGGCGAGGGCCACAACGAUGCUGGGACCAGCGAGCUAAAGUCCCAGAUGUUCCACACCUACUUCAACCGCUUCCUAUCUCUUCUCAAUUACGAGUCACAGGAGGGCUUCAGGAGCGAUCAUCUAGUGCCGCCUACAACCCGUGACGAGUCAACCUCGGCUGCUGACCUCGCAAUCACCAUCUUGUCCAAUCUACUCAGUGCGAACAUUGAUGUAGGCCUGAAACAUUCGCUCAGCAUCGGUUACCACGAGAAUGUAGAGAUUCGCACAGCCUUCCUGAAGGUUCUCUAUAACAUCCUGGUCCAAGGUACUGAAUUUAGCAAUCUAUCGGACGCAGCGGUCAGCGAGAAGUAUGAUGAGCUGCUGAGGCUUCUCACACACGAUACUCAACUCGCAGUCGCUAUAGCCACCGUCUGCCCCAGCAGCGAAGUCGAUGAACUCACCAUCUCAUUGCUCAACAUCUUUGAGGCCCGCGGACUUGCCUUCGACCUUAUGGAGGCCUUGAUCAAGCAAGAGAUCGAAGAGACCGAGAACGAAUCCGAGAUCUUGCGUCGGAACUGUGUUGCCACCAAGGUCUUAUCAAUCUACGCGAAGUGGAAAGGCGCUCCGUACCUGCGCGAAACUCUCCAAAAAGUUGUCGAGAGACUCAUGUUGACCUCCCAAGACCUUGAUCUUGAGCUCGACCCUGCGAGAGGAAUUGUAACGCAGGAAGAAAUCAACAAAAAUUCGAUGCAGCUCAAGGUUGUUACAAAGGUCUUCAUCGACGACAUCGUCAACUCGACAGGGGAAAUACCAGCAUCUUUCCGCAAGAUAUGCAGUAUAAUAUCCGCUGCGGUCAUGCCAAGAUUUCCGGAGGCAAAAUAUACGGCAGUCGGUGCAUUCAUCUUCCUGCGCUUCUUCUGCCCUGCCAUCGUCGCCCCCGAGGUAGAGGGCCUGGUCAAUGCCCCUCCGUCGAAGGAAAUGCGUCGAGGCCUGCUUCUCAUCGCCAAGGUCGUCCAAAAUCUGGCGAACAAUGUCUUGUUUGGAGCCAAAGAGCCUUACAUGUUCCCCCUGAACGAUUUCCUUACCCAAAACAUCUAUCGCGUCACCACUUUCCUUCGGGAAAUUUCUGUGCCACCGGAAGUGAGCGCGAUAGCAUCACCAGACCCGGAGUCCUUUGAUUUUGGGUCGUGUGUGGCUUUGCAUAGGUUCCUAUAUGAUCACUGGGACCAUGUACGCCAGAGACUGAUGUCCCAAGAGAGGAGAGAAUUUGUACGCUCUCCGGGAGAGCUCGCUCGUGGUCGUUCUCCUGUUUUAGAGCCUCUGAGGGCGCUGAUCACGAAUCUCGGUCCACCGCCGCUGGCGGUUACUUGGAACAGACCUCAAAUAUCAGCCAACAGCCCACCAGCCUAUUCUCGUUUCCAACACUUCAUGCUUCGUAACGCUUUCCGAAGCACCGAAUCAUUCAUGACAUCCAGAGCCGUCUAUGAUGGUGGCGAAAGCAAGGAUGGCCUGUCCAUUAUAUGCAUUAUUCUUCGACACAUCGACUCAGACUCCAUAGACUAUGAUACCCUUCUCUACUGUUAUUUAAAGAUCGCAAGUCGCUUGUGGCAUAAACCUUUCGGUAUCCUUGUUGACGCCACAUGUUAUAAUGGCCAAAACGAGGCUCCGGAUGACUUCUUCAAGAAACUUGACCUUCUCAGUCCUGUCGAGCUGUCACGUCAACUAUCGAGAAUAUAUGUCUACAACAUGAACAGUUCAUUCAGGAAAUGCCUUCGCCGUGUCCUCCGUGUAGCCACCAAGAACGACGCCAGUGUCUUCAACCCUACCAACGUCGACUACCAUCUGAUUGGCAGUUUGCAGGAUCUGCAAGCUCAUUUCCACCUGAGCCAGCUUCAUCUUCCUAAGGAUACUAUCAGCGUCGUGACUGACACCAGAUUUGUCUUCCAACCAAUCACUAGGUUGUCGAAAACUAGAGGGAAGAUUGAGGUCAUCAUCAAGGUUGGCAGCCAGUUCGUCCAAGUGACAACAGUCAAGAAGCAGGAGGUCCACCCGGGCUUCCGUCUCAGCGCGACUGUGAACGACAUCUUCAGACUUGGAGAAGUAGAGGAGGCGCCAACAUCGAUUCCCACGGAAGAUGAUUCUGCGUUUGGCCUGCGAGCUGACAAUGGCAAGAUCGUCAUGUAUUUCCAGAGCCCGAAGAAACUCGAUGUUCUCCAGGCUGUGCGUGGCGCGAAAGUCAAGUACGGCAAGGAUACAAGAGCACAAAAGUCGUUCGAGAGACUUAUCCGGCCGCAAGAUGUGCCAGGUACAUUACUGAACCUUGCACUGACGAACCUGGCGGCUCCGGAUCCGAUUCUUCGCUUGUCCUCAUACAACCUAUUGGGAGCACUGUGUCGCACUUUCAAGUUCAAGGCAGCAGCCAAAUUUAUCUUGAUCCGAGAUAUCGCAGUGCCACUGGACCCUACCCAAUUCAUCGUCAACAUCAGCAGAUCACUCGCCAACGAAGAGCCACAAUUGACUUCCGACUUCUUGAAUGAAUUCUUUGUCGGCUGGGAGAGCUUUUCAGAGGAACAAAAACCGCUCAGCCUCGCCUACAUGGCUCCUUGGCUACCCGGCCUUCGUACUUCGCUUCUCGGUGAUGAGACGGAUAGCGAGAAGGGCAAGGAGAAGAUUGCAGCCAUAUUCCGGAAGCUCAUUGACGUUGCAAUUACAGAUCCUACACUCAACCUUACCCUUGAGCAUGCGGUCUGGCCUGCGAUCUACAAGGAUGAGACCUUGCUGGACAUCUUCCUCGAGGAGAUCCUCAAAGCAGCUCUUAGUCUCGGGAUGUACGAUGAGCAAACGCAGUCCUUGACUACCAUCGUCACAGCCAUGGGAACAAUAACGCUUCGCGGGAAGAUCAUAUCCCGUCUCCGGAAGGCUUUGAACAGGUCCUCCCAGCGGCCUACUAAAUUCCUGCCAGACAACAGCGUCUGGCCAGAGAUAUGCGUUCUGCUCCAGUUCUGCUUGUCUUUGUCAUUUGAUUGCGGUGUUCAGUCGCAAUUGUACCUGCCUGAGCUCUUCCACGUAGUUACUAUGCUUGCGAAUACUGGUCCGGCAGACUUCCGGGUUCUUGUCCACAGGCUCCUUAUCAACUCUAUUCACGCCGCCUGCACUUCCUUCAGGAUUGACGACGCCAAAUUAGCAAAGCUUCGCACCACGCUGGAAAUAUUGUCAGAACCUAGGAACGAUAUCUUUGCGGCACCGCCGACCUCCCUGCGAGAUGGAGCGUCCAUAUCCACAAACCAGGAGACUGGCCAAACGCUUGCAACAACUGAGCAUCUGGCUGCUCUCCUGUUCGAAACCUGCUCCAUUGCUGCUCCCUCAGUUGACAUGGCCAAUGCUUGGCGGUCUAGAUGGAUGAGUUUGGUGGCCAGCACUGCAUUCCAGAACAACCCCGCCAUUCAACCCAGGGCGUUUACUGUCAUGGGCUGUUUGGCAAGAGAAGAAGUCGACGACGAUUUGCUAUACCAGGUUUUGGUCGCUUUGCGCAAUGCUGUUGGUCGCUUCUCGGAGGACAGCAACAAUGAGAUGCUUGUUGCAAUUGUAACCUCGUUAUCAAAGAUGAUGGGCAAGCUGCUGACAGCGUCCCGUUAUGGCUUGCAGCUGUUCUGGCUCGCCAUCUCACUUCUGCGGCUAGUCCCAUCGUCACUCUUCAACUGCGCGGCAAACUUUCUAGAGGCAGUGCUCACAAACAUUGGCACUGCAGGCGAUAUGAGGAAUGAGAAGAUGGCUCAGGUUCUGCUGCAAGGCCGCGUUCAGCUCGAGGAUGCUGCACUCGCACUUGACGACGUCUAUGGCAUCAAUUUCACCCCGGAAAACUUCCAUUUCGCUCCGACUGCUUUGCGCGUUCUUUCGACAUUCCUCGAGAUGACGACAAGUUCCUCGUUUGACGCGGACAAACUGACUCGAGAUGUGUUGACCUCACCGUACCUGGCCCUGAUCCAAGCCAGGGCGGUUGAACCAGAUGAGCUGAAGGACGUUCUCUAUCUGUCAGGUCUACAUCCCGCCAGCGUUACCAGUCUUGGACGCAAGCGGGCUUUGCGCGAUCUUUCGUCUGUGAAGGACAAGGACCUGCUCCUGAGCACUGCCAUCGAGCUUGUUGAUUUCCAAUACCUAGAAGAUGCUGUGCAGAAUCGUACCCUGCUGUGGCUCAACGAACUUGCCAACAACCGUCCGGCAGUCGUCCUACAUCUAUGCUCCCCAGUUGCGCAGAUUCUAGAUGACGUUCUAUUGCAUUGCCAGAAUCCGUCAACCUUGGAGGCUGCCCAUGCAUUGUUCCGUACCAUGACUUCAAAUCCCAAGUUCUCGAACGCGCUGGAGUCAACCGGUAUCCUGAACGAGAUCCUGGAGGACAUGGGCUUUGGCGGCCUGUGGCGUUCUUGUUCGUUCAGUCAGACCCAGGAGCCGGAGAAGCAGUGCUUUGGUCUGACUGAGAAGCUUAUUGAGCUUAUCAUCAUAUGA